CUCCCUCCACCCCCCGCACCAGCCCUCAACAUGUGGCAGACAGAGGAGCCUGCAUCCAGCCUGUCAUACAGGCCAACAUGGCAAGGGGGAAGAAUUUCCUGCUCUGCGGCUGAGGUCCAGAUCCUUAGCCUGCUGGAAACGAUUAAACGCACCCAAGACCAGCUGGUGGCGAAGGUCAACAUCUUAAUCAGCAGGUUGACCACUACCCCGUGGCCAGAAGUUGAAAUGCCGGCCAAUAUCCAGUUUCCACUGGAACAGUUGGAGGCAGUGGAGGCAUUUGAGGCAUUUUUGAAGGAACCAUCAAAUGGCCCAGCUCGACAAAGAGUGAUUUCUUCUUUGGCCACCAUUGGAGGCCAGGAUGUGAAGCGGGUGACCUGGAACAUCCUGGGCAGGAUCUUCACAGAUGAGGUUUCACAUCAGAUAAAUUGGAAGGGUGUCAACAACAAAAAGGCCUUUAGCAGGAUGGCAACAAAGACCUUGCUUUUCAGUGCUGUGAGAAAAAAUGUGGUGACAAGGUCAGCCACGGACGCUGAGGUCACCAAACACGCGAUCAGAUGGUUCAACCUGGCGGCGGAUCGGGCAGCGAGGAGACGAGUAGUGCUGGAGUUAAAUAAAGGCAAAGACUUAACUGGGUUUCUGGAGCCAAUAGAAGACGAUUCAGAAGAAGGCACACCUGUGGACUGCACCUCUGCAGAUGAGGAGACGCUCUCAAUGGAUUCUAGAAGGCUUGCGGAUCAAGAGACUGCACAGUCGCCAACAGACGCUAACAUUAACUCCCGAACCAUCAGAACAAUGUACGCCAAACACUUGCGGAAACAGACCGAGCUGGCACAACUCCAAAUCCAGACAGAGAAACGCAACCUGGAAGCGACUGAGCUGGAUAUUGAAAUAAAAAAGAGGAAGUUGAGAACUUGACCUGGAGAUCCUGAAAUUGGAACAUGAGGCGAGUAUGGCCGCACAUAUUAGGGCCUUUUCCACCAAAAAUUCAGUUGAGGUAAUUUAUACAAAUCAGGCUGGUGACUUAUAAAGCAGCAGUACAGUAUGCUUAAAUAAA
Messenger RNA from Entelurus aequoreus (snake pipefish), 1054 nucleotides. RefSeq lists its product as uncharacterized. NCBI's taxonomy places the organism in Eukaryota, Metazoa, Chordata, Actinopteri, Syngnathiformes, Syngnathidae. Bases 31 to 915 code for a protein of 294 amino acids. The record is from RefSeq and is a predicted model, not a curated record. The transcript has 8 exons.